AUGUAUUAUUACAAUUAAAGAAUACCAGUUCCGUUACAGAGAAUAGAAUUCAAACACAUUCUUUCAGGUUUACAGAAGCAUUCACAAAGCUAGGAUGAAAUAAAUUAGAAGCCUUUAGCAACUAGAAAAAACAUAAAAAAACCUGAAGUAAAAUUCUUAUAGGACUUAUAAAGAAAUGAGAAACAGGAUCAACUAGCAUUAUAAACGACGGACAUAAUGUGGGAUGAUCGAAUUAUAUAGAAAUUGGAGAAAUUAAAAAAGCAACCUAAUGAAUUCUUUGAAAAGGUUCCGAAAGAUCCUAUUACCUUAAUGAAUUCAUCUAAAAUAAAUAAAUUCUUUGAAAUAAGAAUAUUGGCAUAAUCAAAAGAAGAUGUUUCAAAAGCUUCAAGAGAAUCUUAAAGAUAAUUAAAUCAAAUUUAAGAGGUGGCAGUUAAGGAGCUAUUGAAUAAGUAUCCCCAUUAAUUUAACUUUACGUCAUCAGCAGAUGCAAGAAAGAAAAAGGAGGUGUUGGACACAAAGGAUAAAUAUAUGAAAUUAUUCUUUGUGAGAAAUUGUUCGACGAGUAUGAGUAAAUCAAAAGCCAAUAAUAAACAUUUACAUAAUAGUGAUGACUAAUAGAAAUAUAUGGAUAAUAUCGAAUAAAUAUAGGAGAGACAGAAAUUAAAAAGCAAUUUGUCAUUUUGCACAUGGAACAAAUUGCAGGAAUUAGAAUGUCCAGGUUACUGUUCUUUUAUAAAACAACUAGCAGUUAAAAAUAAAUUGUAACAGAGUUGUUCUUAAUAGAAAAUUGACUCGUAUAACUUAGUAAAUGAUUGA
This is a messenger RNA of Paramecium tetraurelia, 816 nucleotides long. RefSeq lists its product as uncharacterized. The record is from RefSeq and is a predicted model, not a curated record. NCBI's taxonomy places the organism in Eukaryota, Ciliophora, Oligohymenophorea, Peniculida, Parameciidae. The transcript has 2 exons.